AUGGCCGGAUUGGGGAAACAAGGAGCUGCUAGGCGUGGUGGAGGACAACUAUCAGUACUGCUUCCGGUUUCAUUACCAUAUGAUAAACAGACACAGAUUGGUGCUAAUGGUGGUACAUUGCCACUUGCACGAGAGUCUCAUGGUUCCACGAGUGUAAAUAAUGCUCCUUUGCCAGAGGGACAUGUCGAACAUAAUGUUGAGUCAUCCUCAACGAGGAGGAAACGGGGACCAACCCGAAAUAUUGCGCUUGCCAAAAAAAAGCAAGCUGGCGAGAAGCUUAAUGUCGAGAUGCCUGAAGAGCUUGGGCGAAUAGUAGGAUUGGAAUGCCAACCACUUAUAACAGAGUUGGGAUGCAUUGUUCGGAAGCAUGCACCUCUUCAAGUGACAAAAUGGGCAAAGAUUGACAAAGCCGAUCGGGAGAGUUUACUCCAAAUGGCCAAGACUGCUCAAACUGGUGAAGUGCUUGGGCCAAUUGAGUUAUAUAGGAUAACUCACUAUAGUAAUAAGAAACGCUCUUGGGUGAAUGACCGAGAGAAUGAAGCACCAGCUUGUGAGGAGGAAAUUUGCUCAGAGGUUCUUGGACACAAGUCAGGGUACAUAUGUGGCCGUGGGCAUGGUCCGAAGCCUAACCGAUCCUUAUCUAAGCACCAUGAUAAAUCAAAGUUGGAGGCAGCUAACAAAAGGGCCAAUGAGUUGGAAGAAAAACUCAAUGCUCAACAAAAAGACAUGGAAGUGAUUAAGGCUACCCAAAAGGCAACAAAUGAGAUUUUACAAGCACUGAUGGAGCAAAUGCAAGCGGCAACCCAAAAAUGCAACAAAUGA
This is a messenger RNA of Ilex paraguariensis (yerba mate), 822 nucleotides long. NCBI's taxonomy places the organism in Eukaryota, Viridiplantae, Streptophyta, Magnoliopsida, Aquifoliales, Aquifoliaceae. The record is from the annotation of a GenBank genome assembly.